Toxotes jaculatrix (banded archerfish) is the source of this 888-nucleotide messenger RNA. RefSeq names its product trace amine-associated receptor 13c-like. The record is from RefSeq and is a predicted model, not a curated record. Gene Ontology annotation, cellular component: membrane. Gene Ontology annotation, molecular function: trace-amine receptor activity. NCBI's taxonomy places the organism in Eukaryota, Metazoa, Chordata, Actinopteri, Toxotidae. The coding region runs from base 1 to 888 and encodes 295 amino acids. Gene Ontology annotation, biological process: G protein-coupled receptor signaling pathway. The transcript has 2 exons.
AUGGAGGGAGUUGAACUCUGCUUUCCACAGCUCAACACCUCCUGCACGAAGCCAAAGCGUCCUCACUCUGACACUUUGCUUAUUUACAUUGUGCUGUCCUUCAUCUCUCUGCUCACUGUGACUCUCAACCUGCUGGUCAUCAUCUCUAUCUCCCACUUCAAGCAGCUCCACACCCCCACCAACCUCCUCCUCCUCUCUCUGGCUGUCUCAGAUUUCUUCGUGGGCGUUCUCAUGUUCUUUCAAAUUGUGUUCAUAGACGGCUGCUGGUUCCUCGGUGACAUUAUGUGUGUUCUCUACAAUUAUGUGGGAUACAUGAUUACCUGUUCCUCAGUAGGAACCAUGGUUCUUAUAUCAGUUGACCGCUAUGUGGCUAUUUGUGAUCCUCUACAUUAUUCCACCAAAGUCACUCCAAAAAGAGCUCGAAUCUGUGUUUCACUGUGUUGGAACUGUUCUCUCUUCUUUGUCAGCAUGGUGAUGAAGAAUAACUUGAAACAACCAGGAAAGUAUAAUUCCUGUGCAGGAGAGUGUGUGAUGGUCUUUACCUUUAUUGAACAAGUUGCAGAUCUUAUUUUGACCUUCAUUAUUCCCAUUAGUAUCAUCAUAGUUCUGUAUAUGAGGGUCUUUGUGGUGGCUGUGUCUCAGGCUCGUGCCAUGCGCUCUCAUAUUGUAGCUGUCUCACUCCAGCGCUCACAGACUGUAAGUGCUAAGAAAUCUGAGAUGAAAGCAGCCAGGACUCUUGGUGUUGUCAUAGCUGUGUUUGUAUUAUGUCUCUCUCCAUAUUUCUGUGUCACACUUACAGGCCAGGACACCUCACUCAAUCCUUUAUCUGCUGCCUUUGUAAUAUGUUUGUUCUAUUUCAAUUCCUGUCUAUGUGUGUGGACAUGCUAA